This is a messenger RNA of Morone saxatilis (striped sea-bass), 4750 nucleotides long. It is a transcript of the gene gucy2c, whose product is annotated as guanylate cyclase 2C. The record is from RefSeq and is a predicted model, not a curated record. The transcript has 27 exons. Gene Ontology annotation, biological process: cGMP biosynthetic process; protein phosphorylation; receptor guanylyl cyclase signaling pathway. Lineage: Eukaryota; Metazoa; Chordata; Actinopteri; Moronidae. The coding region runs from base 343 to 3567 and encodes 1074 amino acids. Gene Ontology annotation, molecular function: protein kinase activity; guanylate cyclase activity; peptide receptor activity.
AGGUAGAUCAGCCAGUACCAAGGCGGAGGAUUAUUGAUCUAAGGCUUACACUAGGGAAACAACUGGUGUGAAGAUUUCUUGUCUUUAGUUCACUUUUUAUUUUCUUCUUUUAUCUGGAUGCUGGACAGCGAAUAUAGAGACAAAGUGACUUUUGCUUAGUCACUGAAGAGCACUUCACUUCUGUUUUUGAACUCAUGCUGUCAAUGGAGAGGAUCUGUUCAGGUGGAUGAAUGUAAAAACUUGCCUUCAGCGUUCUGUUUAAGUUAUAUAUUGUCAUUGACAUGUAGAAACUGUGAAAAAAGACAAUAUUCUGAGGGAAAAAGGAAAAUCUCAAGGAUCAAGAUGUACAACUUACACAGUUUACUUUGCCUGGGAGUGCUGAUAAUGAUGGUGGUCGCAAACAAGAUGCUGGAUGACUGUUUGGAAGUAAGGCGUAAAUAUACCAUGAACGUUGUGCUGCUGGAGGACAACACUUAUAAGUGGAGUAUGCCGUUUGUGAAGGCAGCUGUGGAACGAGCCAUUGCAGAGGACAGUCUGGAGAACAAUGUUUUAGGCUUCAACCUGACAGCUAACUACAAUGAGUUCACUACCAAUGCGUACAAACGGCAGGGCUGUGGGAGCAGCACCUGUGAGGGAGUGGCAAUACUCAAGAGGCUGCAUAAUAAGGGUGAAAUUGGAUGUGUCAUGCUGGGGCCUUCCUGCACUUAUGCCACCUUUCAGUUAGUGGAUGAAGAAAUUGGCCUGAACCUGAGCAUUCCAAUCAUCUCUGCUGGGAGCUUCGGCCUUUCGUGUGACUAUAAACCCAAACUGACCCGAAUUCUGCCUCCAGCACGCAAGAUCUCAGACUUACUAUUCCACUUUAUGGAUGAAACCUUGCCAUUUAAGCAGCAUUGGGAGUAUGUCUAUGUCUACAAGAAGUCCAGCAACAUAACUGAGGACUGCUUCUGGUACAUCAACGCAUUGGAAGCAGCCUCUGCCAACUUUGCCUCAAAGACUGAGAGACAGAUGCUGCGUGGGGAGGACGAGUUGAAGUCUGCCCUCAACUCUAAGAAAAGACACAGCAACAUUUUCAUCCUAUGCGGGAACCCUGGUGACAUUGUUUCAAUAAAGAGUAUGGCGGGCCCGAUUCAUGAGGACAUCAUGUUCAUUCUUAUCGAUAUUUACAAUACUGACUAUUAUGUCAACACAACAUCCGCUGAGGGAAUGAAGGACGUACUGGUGAUCACUCUGCCACCAAGGAACUAUGACUAUGGAAACACAACAUACAAUAACACGAUAAACGACUAUGUGGCUGGAUAUCAUGAUGGAGCGCUGCUGUUUGGAAAAGUACUCAGAGAGAGGAAGCUAAGUCAGGGACGCAACAAGGAAUAUGUGCCUCUGAGUGACAACCCAUUUGGAAACGUCUCCUUUUAUGGUAUGGGAGGACACUAUGUGCUUGAUAAGUACGGUGACAGAGAUGUUAACUUCUCUAUAUUUUACACAUCAACCAUCACUGGCGAGUACGAAACCCUGGUAGUGUUCGACACAUCACAAAACAAAACCAUAAUGGUAGCCGAAAAUCCCGCCCUGCCCUGGAAAGGGGGUCUGCCUACUGACGUGCCAAAUUAUUCAGCCCUGAGUACGCAGGAUGUGAUUGUCAUCGUUCUGAGUCUCAGUGUCAUCGUGGUGACAGCCAUCGCUCUCAUCUUCUACAGGCAGAACCGGAAAGAGCGUCUUAUGCAGAAGAAGUGGUCUCAUAUUGACCCACAUCUGAUUGAUCCACUGGAUGAGAAGGAGGUCUCUCUGAAGAUUGAUGAAGAUAAGAGGAAGGACAGCACGUAUUUCAAUCACAGAUGCCGCUAUGACAAAAAGCCUGUGAUCUUGAAAGAGUUGAAGCAAACUGACGGAAACUUCACAGAAGACCAGAAGAUUGAGCUUAACACUCUGCGGUGUAUCGAUUACUACAACCUGACCAAGUUCUACGGCACGGUGAAGUUUGAGUACAGUGUGUACGGGGUGUUUGAGCUCUGUCAGCGCGGCUCCCUCAGGUAUAUUCUGAAUGACAGGAUCUCCUACCCUGAUGAAACCUUCAUGGACAUGGAGUUUAAGAUCUCAGUCAUGUAUGACAUAGCAAAGGGUAUGUCAUAUCUCCACUCCAGUAACAUUCAGGUCCAUGGUCGCCUUAAGUCCACCAACUGUGUAGUUGACAACCGCAUGGUGGUCAAGAUCACAGACUUUGGUUGUCACACCAUCUUAAAUCCUGGCAGAGAUUUGUGGACGGCCCCGGAGCAUCUUCGUAAAGAUGGUGUGUCUCAGAAAGGUGAUGUCUACAGCUAUGCCAUCAUUGCGGAUGAGAUCGUUAGGAGACGGGCCCCGUUCUAUACACAGUGCUGCUCUGAUCCUACAGAGAAGAUAUAUAGAGUGCAGUUUCCCAGUGGGACGAGCGUCUUCAGGCCUGACCUUAACUUUGAGGGUGCAUCAGAGAGGGAGAUCGAGCUAUACACGUUGAUAAAAAAUUGCUGGGAUGAAGAACCAGAACGGAGGCCAGAUUUUAAGAGAAUAGAGUUAUCUCUGGGUAAGAUUUUCAGUAAUCUGCACAACCAGGCCACUGAGACAUACAUGGACAACCUGAUCCGUCGCCUGCAGAUGUACUCCAGGACUCUAGAGCGUCUGGUGGAGGAGAGAACCUCCUUGUACAAAGCUGAGAGGGACAGAGCGGAUCGCCUCAACUUUAUGCUACUUCCUGGCCCAGUGGUGCGUUCGUUGAAGGAGACGGGCAAGGUGAAACCAGAGCUGUUUGAGGAGGUGACCAUCUAUUUUAGUGACAUUGUGGGAUUCACCACCCUCUGCCACUACAGCACCCCCAUGGAGGUGGUCGACAUGCUUAACGACAUCUACAAGAACUUUGACAGCAUCCUUGACCACCAUGACGUCUACAAGGUUGAGACCAUAGGAGAUGCAUACAUGGUUGCAUCAGGUUUGCCAAAACGCAAUGGCGACAGGCAUGCAGUGGACAUCGCCCUCAUGGCCCUGGACAUGUUGGCUUUUGUAGGGACUUUUGAGUUGCUGCACCUGCCUGGCAUCCCUUUGUGGAUCCGUAUUGGUGUGCAUUCAGGGCCGUGUGCAGCAGGAGUAGUGGGGAACAAAAUGCCUCGCUAUUGUCUUUUUGGAGAUACAGUCAACACUGCUUCACGCAUGGAGUCCACAGGCCUGCCUCUGAGGAUUCAUGUCAGUCAGUCCACCAUCAGCAUCCUGCAGAGGACAGACUGCAAGUUUGAGUAUGAAAAAAGAGGAGAGACGUACCUGAAGGGUAAAGGCAAAGAAAUGACAUACUGGUUAACAGGCGCGACUGGGGGGAAAUACAACCUCCCGACACCACCAACAGCGGAGAACUUCCAGCGACUCCAGCAGGACCUGGCGGAGAUGAUUGUGUCUAGUCUGGAGAAGCGUGGAGACGGGAGCGAGCGCUUCAAAAAGACCCUGUCUACCAAAGUCCGCCGGAGGGAGACCAACAGCAGCAUGCAGGGGGACAGCCCACCAGAGUACUUCCACCUGGCUGUCACUGACAACCCCAGUACCUAUCUGUGAUUACAGUAGAGCUCUCCAUACAAUAUCCAAGGAGUAGCCAACGUAGAGGUGCGUCCUAGCCUGUGAGCUGUCUGAAUCAGCACUGCUGUGGACAGCUCUGUUCACUCAGGGGGUGUAGUGACAGUCGAGCAACAGUUGAACAAGCAAGCAUGACACUAGAUGUAAUGAUCAACGUGAAUGCCACAGGGUCUCAGUUCUCUUGUUCACCGUUGAUGUUUCUCCCCCUCAACACCCACCCCUCUGUCACAUUAAAUGUUGUUGUACUCACUAAAAGGAACAAUCCACCCACAGAUACCGUUAUAUGUCAGUCAAGACGUUUGUUGUGGUGAAGGAAGUGCUAUAACUAAGCUCCCUCCUCUUUUAUUGUGUGGGACUAACACAUUUUCCCACAUUUUUUUCAUCAACAUCACUUAGCUGUGUACUGAUUUGACCCGUUAUUCAUGGGAAUAAGAAAGGAACCAAACAUUGAAACUAGCCUAAAGAGUAGCAAACACAUAGGCAACAUUUUAACAAUAUGAAAUGAGACAUCAUUUUCUUAUGAGGCUCACUUUAUGAGAUUAUUAGCUGCUGUCUGCCACCGUGUUUAUUUUAAUACUACUACUUGGAGGACAAAGUCAGGCAUUUUCAAAUUCUCGAAUAAUGACUAGAAAUUGUACCUGGAAAUGUUUUGGGUGGAUCUUUCUUUUAAAAUGUUUAAAAUAAAAAUGGCAUUGGUUUAAAUGACACAUGCCUUUUUGUAAUUUGUAACAUACUCUGUGACCUUUGCCUACUCCUGGGCUGUGGACAAUGAUGUCUCACACAUCACAACCACAUGAGUCCUCCUUUGAGAUCUAUUAGGAAAACCACAUGGUCGGGCUUCUCCAAUAGGCUUCCAAAUAAUGCAAGAUCUUAUUAAAUGUACUCUUCUUACCUUUACUUUGAACAGUUUUCCGUUUAUGUUUAGAUGUUUCCUGCAGAAUUUGUAUUGAUUAAAAAAGUUUGACAAAAUUAUUUACCAUGUAAAUAGCCUUUUCAGCUGCAAAGACAGUGAAACUAUAUCUAAAUACUACUUGUCAUACUAUGGCGGAGAGCUGAGAAUAUUUCUCUUUCACAGCACAACAAUGCUACCUUGUUUUCAGAACAUCAGAAGUAUUUUUGUGAUGAUUUUGGUUUUGUGUUUUAUUAAAUGAUAUUUGAAAUAUGG